UCUCGUCCCAGCGCAGCACCUCAGCACCUAGCCCACCCGUUCCCCACCCAUCCUCGCUCCACUCACUCCCUUUGCCACUGCGCUCCUCGCCAGACGCGCAGGAAAGCCAGCCCCCCUGACGCUGGGUGGGCUGCGCACGGCUGGCUGACCCAGUCUUCAAAAGGUGCGAGCUGCCUGCACCUCACCAGCUGCGCCUGACAUCUCCUACCCAGGAGAUGGGUGCUGCAGCUUGAGGUCCUGAAUCUCUGGAGUCACCACCUGUGAACGCCUUUCAACAUCCUCUGAGUAUUCCAGGUUUUAGAUCUACUUCAAAAACCAAAAAUGAAGUUCACAAUUACACGUUGGUGCUUGACUCUAUUCAUCUUUCUAAAUCACCCAACCCCAAUUCUUCCUUACUCUGAAAAUGACACCGUUACUCCUACAAUGGAACCUGAGAUGUUUCUCUAUAUUCUGGGACGACAGAAGAUGAUGGAUGCACAGUACAAAUGUUAUGACCGAAUGGAACAGUUGCCCCCAUACCAAGGAGACGGUCCAUUCUGCAACCGUACCUGGGAUGGAUGGACAUGCUGGGAUGACACACCAGCAGGAGUGCUGGCCUUUCAACACUGCCCAGAUUACUUUCCAGACUUUGAUCCAACAGAAACAGUUACAAAAUACUGUGAUGAAAAUGGGGAUUGGUAUAAGCAUCCGGAGAAUAAUCGAACCUGGUCCAACUACAGUAUGUGCAAUGCUUUUACUCCUGAGAAGCUGCAGAAUGCAUACAAUCUGUACUACUUGGCUAUUGUGGGUCAUUCUAUGUCAAUAUUCACAUUAGUGAUUUCGCUGGCAAUUUUCGUGAUUUUCAAGAACCUUAGUUGCCAAAGAGUGACUCUGCACAAGAACAUGUUUCUAACCUACAUUCUGAAUUCCAUGAUUAUUAUCAUCCACCUCGUCGAAGUAGUACCUAAUGGAGAACUUGUGAGAAAGGAUCCGUUGAGCUGCAAAAUUCUGCACUUUUUCCACCAGUACAUGAUGUCUUGCAACUAUUUCUGGAUGCUCUGUGAAGGGAUCUAUCUUCACACACUGAUUGUGGUGGCUGUGUUCACUGAUAAACAAUACAUGCGGUGGUAUUAUCUCCUGGGCUGGGGGUUCCCAUUGGUGCCAACCACUAUUCAUGCUGUUACUCGGGCACUGUACUUCAAUGACAACUGCUGGCUGAGUGUGGAAACACAUUUGCUUUACAUUAUUCAUGGCCCGGUCAUGGCAGCAUUGGUGGUCAACUUCUUCUUUUUGCUCAAUAUUGUCCGGGUGCUCGUGAACAAACUGAGACGAGCCCAGGAGCCGGAGUCGCACAUGUACCUGAAGGCCGUGAGGGCCACUCUGAUCCUGGUGCCCCUGCUGGGAGUCCAGUUUGUUGUCUUUCCCUGGAGACCUUCUGACAAGAUCCUUGGGGUCAUUUACGACUACGUGAUGCACUCUCUCAUCCACUUCCAGGGAUUCUUCGUGGCGAUAAUUUACUGUUUCUACAACAACGAGGUCCAAACCACCUUGAAGCGCCAAUGGGCCAAAUUCCAAGCCCAAUGGGGCUAUCUCUGGGGAAGCAACACCCCUAGGCGCUUCCCUGCCCGCACUGCAGCCUCGACUGCAGCCCGAGCUGCAGCCACCGCUGCUGCAGAGGGCGUGGAUAUCCCUGUUUACAUCUGCCACCAUGAGCCGAAGGGCCAGCCCAUCGACCUAGGCGAAGCGGCCGAAGCCAUGGCGAUGCAAGUCAUUGAGCAAGAGUCCUCUGCUUGAAUGUGAGAGCAAUUACACAUUGUGAUCACUGAGCCGUCAUUUCCUGGAAGAAGACCGUCCAUGCGUUUAAAGUAACCCCAAUCCUUCCAGGAGCCGAACAUACCAUUUGUGAAGAAUUAUUACGAAAAUUUGUCCAUAGUGAAUCUGAGGAAAGAUAUAUUUGGUACUAUUGCUGUGGGAGAUAGUCUAGGAAUGGAGUCUCCCACUGCCACACUUGUGAACUCCAUCUUUCAUCCAGUACUGAAACGCUGAUGUCAUAGAAAUGCAAGCUAAGUGUCCAAGAAAAACACAAUUAAAUUAAUUUAGUUCAAAUACAGGGUGCUCCUUGUUAAUCUUGAGCCAUUUUUACCUUUGAAAAAUUAAAAUUGCUGUCAAUAUUUUUUUUUAACUCUAGAAUUUGAAUUAGGGUUUUUCUGUAUUGGGCUAUGCAUCUGAUUUCUAAUUUUUUUUAAUCGUAAAAUUCUGAUGCUAACAGAUGUUUUACCAUCCAAACAACAUAAGUGAAUUACAUGACCUCUGCAAGAAAAAUUAGCUUUCUUAUAUAGAAAUGAUUAAGUAGGUAGAAGAAGUGAACUGCCUUUGGCAGAAAGAUGUAAUUUCUUUGAAUGAAAAAGAUGAUUUGCUUUGAAAUAUUAGUUGGACCAAUUUAGUCUUUGUUUAUUAAUGUGUGUUUGACUGGGCUGUGAAUAAUCCUGUUCACUGGGCAGGUCCUAAGUGAUCUAAGGAAUUUGUUCAUGUUGAAAGUGCUUUGGUCACUGACAUGUAUUAGUUUGGAGGUCACAAAGAACUCAUCACUAAAUUUUUCACAAAACUGCCAAAAAUACAAUUCCUAAAGGAGAAUACUCUUCAAGAGAGUUUUCUACUUUCCAAAGCUCCAGGAUUUAUAAAACAAAUCACUCCAAGGUUUAUAAAGCAGAUUACCUCUUGCCCUUGGGUGCUAUCUAACAGUAAAAGAUAAAUUUGUUUAAGACAGGUAAUUAAAAGACUCCAUAUAAGUCCAUUAACUGCUUUUCACCUAGCUUCUAAGCUUAAUAAGAACUUAGUCUUUUCCAGGAAUAUUCUGUAGAGCUAAUUAGAAAUCGUUUCUAGUUGACCUCUUGUUUGCUGCUAUUAGCAAAAUAGGGGAUAAGAUAUAUAUAUUUAACUGCUCCGAGUUUGACCAUAUAUCAAUUUACUUAAAAGAGUUCCUCAUUAAAAUUAAAUUUAAUAUUCCCACAUCUUUCUUUACUUAUAUAGUAUAAAAUAUUUUUUUAAAUCCCUGAAUAAACCAGUACCAUUAUUGGCACCUGAAGUUAAUUUGUGGAUUUGCAACAGAAAUCACUUAACAUUAUUUAAUUUGUAUGCUAAAUGAGAAGGUACAGUGAAACUCUCCAAAUCUCCAGUCUCAUCUAUGUCACAUUGUACCCCUGCCUUUCAUAAGUGAUUUAGUUUGAGAAAGAAAAAUAAGUGAUUUGUUAUGGUUACAUAUUUAGUGCACCCAAAGAAAAUUAUAUUUGUUCAGAGAAAAAUGCAUUUUGGAUACUAAAGUAGUUUAAGUCUCCUAUACUGAAUGUAAGGAAAGUUUUGAAACGAAGGUAUUUUUCCAACCACAGUGUUUAUGUAGUGCUGUUUCUAUUUUUGUUUACAAACAUGGAAAACAGAGUAUUCUGGGCAGUUCUAGUACAAAUGUGAUAAUAUACUGCCGAAAUAUUUUAGAUGUUAUUGUGCUAAUAUAGUAGGGGCUGAAAUAAAAUGGCUUGCUAUAGAAUUGCAAAUAGUACUAAAAUUAUGUGAAAUGCUUAUGCUAUAUAUGUAUAAAUUAAUACAGAGUAUGUUAUGAGCAAAAAGAUGUAUAUUUGUGUAUUUUUUUAAAUAUACUUUCCAUCUUUUCAUCCAUUCA
Sorex araneus (European shrew) is the source of this 3652-nucleotide messenger RNA. RefSeq names its product calcitonin receptor (gene CALCR). Bases 322 to 1773 code for a protein of 483 amino acids. The record is from RefSeq and is a predicted model, not a curated record. Gene Ontology annotation, molecular function: amylin receptor activity; calcitonin receptor activity. Gene Ontology annotation, cellular component: plasma membrane; axon. Gene Ontology annotation, biological process: adenylate cyclase-activating G protein-coupled receptor signaling pathway; positive regulation of cytosolic calcium ion concentration; cell surface receptor signaling pathway. The transcript is spliced from 14 exons. Lineage: Eukaryota; Metazoa; Chordata; Mammalia; Eulipotyphla; Soricidae.